Molecule: messenger RNA, 903 nt
Organism: Aspergillus saccharolyticus JOP 1030-1
Lineage: Eukaryota; Fungi; Ascomycota; Eurotiomycetes; Eurotiales; Aspergillaceae
Exons: 4
Coding region: 182-619 (145 amino acids)
Source: RefSeq, a predicted model, not a curated record
CGGCCCGAAAACUUUCCCUUCCCCGACUACCAACUAAUUCUAAUACUAUGGCUUGACAUCAUCUCCACCACAAACAACAAGUAAUUAUUUCUCCUGAGAAUAAAUAACCUUCAUAAAAAAGGGCCUUCAACAAUAAAAUAUAAUCUCUCAAUCCCAUCAAGCACAAUCCAAAUCAAGAAAAAUGUCCUAUCAAAUUCAAAGCCAUUCCACCCUCCGCCCUGCCAACGCCGCGGCCAUGAUCUCCUUCUUGGAAUCCUUUUACCGGCUUAGCGACACCGAAUCCGCCCACGAGCAAUACGUCCAGAGCUUUACGGAUGAUGCGACUUUGAUUAUGGGGUCGAAGGUUGCUAAGGGGAAGGAUGAAAUCCUCCCCCUCCGCCACGGCCUCUGGACCCACGUCGCCUCCCGAAACCACACCCCAGAACGGGUGUAUUUCGGCGGCGACGGCGAGCUCAUGCUCUACGGGACGGUGCGGUAUGUAUUACGCAAUGAUCCCAACAAGGAGGUCGAGGUGCCCUGGGCGGGACGGGUAGUUUUUGCUGGUGAGGAAGAGAAGGAUUUGCGGAUGAGGUUUUAUCAGGUUUACUUGGAUCCUAGUGCGCAGUCGGGGAGGAAGUAAAGGGUAUGACCUGGUCGGGUUUGGCUCGGUGGGUGAGUGAGGGUGGUUGGCAUGGUGGACGGAAGGUAGACGUGUAGUUGAAGGGGAGGUGGGUUUUAUUGUACUGCCUGUAUCAUAAUGUGAUGUCUAUAAGCUGCAGGACUCGGAAAUCAUAGUACUAGAAUAGGGAACAGAAUGUGCCCUGAGAAUAAAGGAUCCACCAUGAACCUAUGCAGGGAAAUGGAGAUUGCAUGACCUUGACACAGGCAAGGCAUCUCCUACCAUCACAAAUUAUCAAAUUGAAG